Porites evermanni is the source of this 3067-nucleotide messenger RNA. The record is from the annotation of a GenBank genome assembly. NCBI's taxonomy places the organism in Eukaryota, Metazoa, Cnidaria, Anthozoa, Scleractinia, Poritidae.
AUGUGGGAGAGCAUCAAAGGUUUUUUUCGACGGCACAGAAGAAAAUUUCUGGUGACUGGAGUUGUCAUUGGCGGAGUUUAUUUGCUGGGUCGCUACGCAAGAUGGCGUCUGGCCGAAUGGCAACGACAGCGUGAAAUGGAGUACGUCGAACAAGCAAGAAAACAACAUCACUUCGAAAGCAAUCUUAGAACUUGUACAGUAACUUUGUUCUCACUAGUACCAAGUUUACGGGAUGCACUGAUGGAAAAGCUGAACUGUGAAACUAUAACUUCGAAGCUUCGCGAAAAACCUGCAAACAAGCUCGAACUUUGGGAACAGCUCAAGAUUUUGAGCUUCACUCGCACCCUUUCGUCGAUCUAUUCUUCGUGUAUGCUGUUUGUGUUUUUAAGAGUUCAGCUUAACAUUGUUGGAGGAUAUUUAUAUUUAGACAGUUUGAUACCUACGGCAGAAAACUCAAACGGGAGGCAAGUUCACAUUGGUGAGGGCUUGCAGAAAAGAUACCUCGCCCUUGUGAGAUAUCUCCUUGGAGAUGGGCUUGAUUUCCUUUUAGAAAAAAUCAGACGAUCUGUAGAAGGUAAAAAUUGCCAAAAAUUUCUAAUAUUUUAUGUCAGUGCCAAAUGUAGCUAGGGAUUAAAAAUCACGCUUCCUGAAGAGAUGGUUAAAAGUGCAUCAGUCAAUAGUUGUUUUUGAAUACAUUACAUCAGGAGCUCCUGAUUACAUACUUUUUCAAACACUGUGGUCUUGUGAUAAUCCCUUCACUCUCGUUGUGUUGGUUCCCAUGCUGUACCAGCCCCUGCAAUACUUAUCGAUGUCUCCUCUGAAUCAAAUAUACUGUAGCCGCACACUUCAAAUCUUUGAAGUGGUUAUAUGCCCAGAAGAAAGUGAUGUCUCGCUUUUUCAGCUUGAUAAUAAGUGGCUGUAAUACUGAAAGGCAAUGUGGUAACCAGGGUAAUUUUGAAUUAGCAUUGAAUACCACAUGUAAUGGGCUAUUUGCCUUGCUAUUGAUGUCAGUGUCCAGAUGCAAUAAUAUAUUCAUAAUAUAUAAUAUAAUAUAUUCAUGUCCAUGCAGUUCCAGAUAAUUUCCUCAAAUUGAUUUGCAAACAGCCCCUCACUUGACAUAGCUUCUAGUGCUAUUAGACAAGUAUUGAUUGAAAGUGCAAAAAAAAAAAAUCAUGCACUUCAUGGCUUUCAACCUGGCACUGUGCUUUGCAUAAGCUGAGCAAUGUUGUCCUGCAGACCUCUUGCUGAUCUUCAUUAUAAUUACAAUAUUGUAACCUUCAAUAUAGCAGUAGCUACGCCACUGUGGGAGGAGAGAAUUUGAUAAUCAUAGCCUUCUGGGAAUUGAGGAAUCUGAACCCUAACUUGGAUUUCUGGUCAUGUAUCUUGUUCCUUGCAUAGAGUGUUUUUACAUGAUGUUACGACAGCCAUAUUAUUGUACCAAGACAGCCCUGUGGGAUUUGAACUCUUUUCUCAUGUAAAUGCUUUCUUUUUUUCCAGUAAAUUAUGAUCACAUCAGUGAAAACGCUCUAUAACGCAGACACCCCUGUAAUGUGGAUGCUAGGUUCUGUUUCGUUGGUGUCUAUAUUAAUGAAGUAAAUUUAGGAAUAAUUUUACAUAUGUGUCUUCCUUUUUGCCCACCUGUUAUAAUGCUCUUGCAAGGUACUUAAAUAUGAUGUAUGUAAAUAUGAUUUCUAAUAGAUAUCUAUUAAUUUUUCAGACAUUUUAGGUGAGGUCUCCCUGAAAGAAAAGUUUAGCCACACAGAAGUAACAAAACUUGUUGGUCAUAUCAGGCAAUCAAUAGAGUUCUCAAAUCACAGCAUACCCAUCAAAAGAACAUCGCCAGAUGCUCCAAAUGGCACAGUUAAGAAUGGCCACCACCGAAUGCCUCUUCAGAAGUACAUGCUUCCAUCAGAUAUUGAGAGUUUAUGUGAUUCCACUGGUGAGGGAGAAGAUGAUAACUUCAGGAAUUUAGUUGGAGAAACUCUUGAUAUUUUGGACAGUGAGGAUUGCGAUACAGUGUUGAAUAGGUGUUUGGAUGCAGGGUUUUCUCAUGUUAUGAGCAGCAUGAUUCCUUUCUUUCAGGUUGAGGAGCUAGGUAAGUUGGGUAAUCACAGAAAAGAACCUCUGCAAGGUCCAGUGAGGUCAGUUAAUUAAUACAGUGCAGUCUCAAGAAAGUUAGGCAUUUCCUGCAGUAACUGGAAACACUGGUUUCCUCUUACAUGAUUUUGUUUAGUUGUACCAGAAUUAUUUUACAAUGUUUAGAAAGCUUUAUUUUCAGCACUGGCUUGUAUAAUAAUGUCUUCUCAUACAGUUUACACCAUGGUAGACAUUUGUAUAAUAUUUAGUAAUAAUUGAUGUACAUAAUGUACAAUGAAUUCUAGAGAAAGUCCGGAAGUUUGCACAGCAAUUUUCCAGACCUGGAAGAAAUCAAGAUAAUAGAGAUAAAAUCUGAAAAAAAUGGUAUAAAGUCAUGAUUUGCUUUUUUUUUCAAAGCUACAACAAGUGCUUUAUAUUAAGUGAAUUUUUUUCCGUUUUGGUCAAAUCUUUUUCAAUCAUGCCCGUACGUUUGCAGUGCAUCAUGAAAAAAGCUUUUUUCCAGUGUUUUUUAAGGCCUGUAUUGAUCAACUGUUUAAUAAUAACCUCGAGUCUGGAAAAAGAAAUUAUUGUUUUGAAAAAAGUCUGGAAAAAGUCUUAAAUUGUGGAUCCAAAACCUGUACUUGUAUACCUUGUAAUGAGCUCUAAAUUCAUACACUGGGAAGUAGGUGGAAGGCAACCACUCAUUAAUAUCUUCAGUAUUUGCUGUCCUUAAAAAAGAUUGACUAACUGUAGAUCACUAAUUUUGUUUAUACUGCUACUUUUCUUUGCAGAACUUGGUGCUGUUGGUGGAAUGGAACGUGAACCAUCACUAGAUCUUCCAUUGGCAAAGGUCAUUCCUAUUGUAAAUGGGCAGAUCAACCACAUUCUGUGUGACUCAGAUAACAGUUAUUUCCAGGAGCUGUUCAAAGUUGGUUGUGCCAGGGAAUUUGCAGCUAAUGUUUAUGAAGCAUUUAGCCUUGAAAUUGACUAG